UAAAACGAAUAGUUUCUGAGUCAUAAUUUAGUCUGCGGAUAUAAACAUUGUGCUAAUUGUUCAUCUUUCUGCCUGUGAUGUCGAUCUAAUCCUGGGACAAAUCAACUGGAAUUAAAACCGAGCACAAUUUGGGAGCAGCUGCGAGCAACAGACACAAAGGCGAGUGCGAGUGUGUAACCCGUCUAUACUUGUGUGAACGGAACAACAACAGCUACAGCGAUGGUGGGAAUUAUUGACGAGGCACAUCUAUUUUAUCCGCUGGGUACACGCAUCAAAAUAGCCGAAAACUAUGGCACAGUGCGUUAUGUGGGAGAGGUUAGCGGCCACAUGGGCACCUGGCUGGGAAUUGAGUGGGACGACGGGAUGCGGGGCAAGCACAACGGAAUCGUAGACGGCAAGCGCUAUUUCCAGACACAGAAGCCUAUGGCGGGCAGUUUUAUCCGGCCGGGCAAGUUGGGGCCGUGCGCCACCCUGGAGGACGCCGCCCGGGAGCGGUACCUGAACUACGACUCAAGCAACGUCGACGAGUCCCUCAUUCGGGAGACACAAGCUAGUCUGCAGGCGUCCCUCUUUGAGGUCGUGGGCAUGGACAAAAUCGCUCGGAAGCAGAGCAAGUUCGAGCAGCUGGCGGAGAUAAGCGUAGAUCAGACGCCAGUGAAUGCUGCCGGGUACUUAAAGGAGCUGACACAGUUGACAACGCUGAACGUAAGCCACACCUUGAUCUGGAACUGGGAGAUUGUGGCCAGCAUCGCGCAGCAGUUACCCUCCUUGACUAGCCUGAACCUGAGCUCCAAUCGACUGGUUUUGCCCACGUCUUCCCAAAUCUCUGAUCUGGAGCCUGCCUUCCGGCAGCUAAAGCGCAUCAAUCUGCGCAACUGCGGCUUCACCGAAUGGAAGGACGUGAUGCAGACGGCGCUGCUUUGGCCUAAUAUUGUGUCACUGGGCCUGCAGGAGAACUGUUUCGGUCAGCUUGCCGAGGUCGAUCGAAAGAAAAUCUUCAGGCAGCUCCAGGAGCUCGACUUGCACCGCACGAAUAUAAUAGAUUUUGACCAAGUGGCGAAGUUGGGCAACUUGACGACGUUGCGCUUGUUGAAUCUCAUGGAGAACGGCAUCGAAGAGAUAAAACUUCCUGACUGUGAUCCCCAAGAAAAGCUUAAUAUGUUCGCCUCUUUGGAACAGUUAAACCUUCUUUACAAUCCCAUUUGGAACGAAGCUGAUGCUUUUAACGAGCUUGACAAGCUUCCUCAGUUGAGGCGCCUGAACAAGACUCCGCAUCUGAAGUCCAAUUUUGAUGAAAUGGUCUCCAAGGCCGUUGCUAGCAUUAGCGGCCUACAAUUUAUCAACAAGGCCCUGGUGACAGCGGAGGAAAGACGUGGUGCCGAGUACGAUAUUUGGAAGAAGUAUGCCCCGGACUGGAUGCAAGCGACGCAUCAAGGAUCGGAUUCGUUGCGUGAGUUUAACCGGAGGCAUCGCACUUAUCAUUUGCUUGUUAAAAAGUAUGGUUCUCCGAUAGACUUUUUACCACCCAGCCAAGCGAAACGAUCGAACUUAAUUAAUGUUUGCAUACAGCAUCAGCUGACGGGCGAAACUUGGGACAAAAAAGUUCCGCGAAUGAUUACUGUGCAAACUCUGCAAGGAUUGGUUAUGAAGCGAUUUCAACUAGGCGGUAACGUUCCCCAGCUGUGCUACGUUGAUGCACAGCACCCUGAUCUGGUUGUUCCGCUGGAUAACAAUGCAAAAACGCUGGACUUCUAUUCUGUACAGGAGCACGACACGGUUUUGGUUCAAUAGCGUCACGCAUUUCACCUUGGAAAUUAAUUCCUUUCCGUAUUAAGAUGAUGUAUUUUAGUUUUAGGCGAUUCAUAAAAUUGAUUGUUAUUUUUAGGUUGAAAUAGUUAAAUUACCACUAAGCAAUUACGUACGGUUAUUUAUAUUUAGUUUGGCUUUUCAAAAAAAGAAAACGCGUACUUAAAAAUUUAAAAAUUUUAUGAUUUGUCUCCACCGGA
Messenger RNA from Drosophila subpulchrella, 2006 nucleotides. It is a transcript of the gene Tbce, whose product is annotated as tubulin-specific chaperone E. The record is from RefSeq and is a predicted model, not a curated record. The transcript is spliced from 5 exons. Lineage: Eukaryota; Metazoa; Arthropoda; Insecta; Diptera; Drosophilidae. Bases 220 to 1791 code for a protein of 523 amino acids.